AGAUUCCAUGCACUUAUCACCUUUUGGCCCUGAACCAGAAAGAAAUCUGCCUAUAAAAAUCUCCAAACCCCAAAGUCCCUGAACCCAUCUCUCUCUUUAACACUGAGAACUUGUUCUUGAGACCUUCUAGGUUGAACAAUCCAGACGAAUGGAGGGAGACAUGGAGCAAAAUGUCCGGAGAUGGGACAAACUGGACAGUAAGAUUCUGGUGAAGAUCUUUGCCCUGUUGAAUGUGAUGGAGAUUGUCAAUGUCCUCCCGGAAGUUUGCGACUCGUGGUUCGAUGCUUGUUACCAUCAAGACCUUUGGAACGCCAUCGAUCUCACCGACUUGAGCUCCUGUCAGUACGGAGCUCCUCAGAAGCCGAAUUCUUGGGCCGAAGACGAAGAAUCCAACAGGCUCGAGCAGAUACUGGUGGACGUCACCCACUUUGGCCGCCGCCAUGCCAAGAACUUCUUCUUCAACUUCUUCGUCUUCCUGCGUGAGGACGAUCUCGCCCUCGCAGCUGAAAGGGCCCCGAACGUGAGAAAGCUGGCGAUACCGCCAUGGAACAGUUUAAUGGAGAGCUCGUUCGAGUUCGCAUGCAGUCAGUGGAGACAACUGCAAACGCUUAUCAUCCCUGGGUUCAGGAGACAUAGACGCGAGCUUCGAGCCGUCGGACAGAACUGCAAAAACCUAGCGAAUCUCAAACUGAUGUCUCCGUUGACAGUGGAACUCGCCAAAUCCAUCGUCGAUGCUCUCCCCAACCUCAAAUCCCUCAGCCUGCGCUGCUCCAUUGUGUACAAAGAAGCUGUGACUGUGAUUCUGAUCCGACACUUGCGUCUGAAGAAUCUGAAUCUCUCUCAUUGUAUUUUCAGAGAUAUACCUCAAGUGAACAACACUGUCAGGUAUUACAAGGAACCGAACAGAACUGUUGUGAGGAGGGCGAAGAUGAAUUUGGAGAAGUUUCUUGUCUGUUCGAAGGAUGACUGCGAGAUCUGCAGCAGUUUGUUCCCAUUUGCGGGUACGGAUCCAGAUUUCAACUACAGGGAGGAGAUUUGGAGAGAGGAUGAGCUUGAAGAGUUUGCUUUCUGAGAUUUAGGGUUCUUCUCUGAGAAAGUUUGCACCUUUAUGAUCCUUUUGUGAACUUUGAAGAAGAACCCUUCAAUCUAUAUAUCAAUAUGAAUAAGAAUAAAUAAGACUUUGAUCUGGUCGGGUCGUUUU
Tarenaya hassleriana is the source of this 1201-nucleotide messenger RNA. Its product is annotated as F-box/LRR-repeat protein At3g48880. The record is from RefSeq and is a predicted model, not a curated record. Lineage: Eukaryota; Viridiplantae; Streptophyta; Magnoliopsida; Brassicales; Cleomaceae. Gene Ontology annotation, molecular function: protein binding. The coding region runs from base 149 to 1072 and encodes 307 amino acids. The transcript is spliced from 3 exons.